Messenger RNA from Myotis daubentonii (Daubenton's bat), 918 nucleotides. RefSeq names its product PRAME family member 12-like. The record is from RefSeq and is a predicted model, not a curated record. Lineage: Eukaryota; Metazoa; Chordata; Mammalia; Chiroptera; Vespertilionidae. The coding region runs from base 1 to 918 and encodes 305 amino acids. The transcript is spliced from 2 exons.
AUGAGCACCCGGAACCCAGCCAGACUCCUGAGGCUGGCAGGAGAGAGCCUGCUGAGGGACCAAGUUGCGGUCAUCGCAGCUCUGAAGUACAUGCCCACUCAGCUCUUUCCGCCGCUGUUCAUCCUGGCCUGCCUUCAUAGAAAAUGGGAGCCCCUGAAGGCGAUGGUGCAAGCCUGGCCCUGCUCUGUCCUCCCUCUGGGGAGCCUGGGGAGGCUGCCUCCAGUCAAGGUCUUAAAAGCGGUGUUGGAGGGGCUUGCCGAUCUGUCUGCCCAAAAUGUUCACCCCAGCAGGUGGAAACUGCAGGUGCUGGACUUAAGGAGCAUGGAUGUCAACCUCCGGAGAAGGUGGUGUGCACACAGCACCCAGGAGUGCUCUCAGACAGAACUAGUGGCUGUGCACUGCUCCAGCCCCAACACGGACCACGCCUUGCCUCACUUGAAGGUGGUUUUAGACAUUAAUUUCAGUGAAAUGGGCACAUUUAAGUUUUACAUGUACGUCAUCCAAUGGGCCCAGCAGCAGAGGGAAGCUGUGGUACACCUGUGCUGCAAGAUGUUGAAAUUUUAUGAAUUUCCCCUCCAGAGAGCCAGGAAGGUCCUGGAUAGGGUGCAGCUGGACUGCAUCCAGGAGGUGCAAGUGUUCUGCACCUGGGACCUGCCCACCCUGGGGGCAUUUGCUAACUACCUGGGUCAGAUGACUAACCUGCAGAGUCUCUCUCUCAACCACAUCAAGGUGUUACACCGUCUGGACGAGAUGCUCAGGUGCCUGCAGACCCCCUUGGACGAACUCCUCAUAGGCAGUUGCCCGGAGCUGAGGCAAUCAGACCUGACACACCUGUUCCAGUGCCCGAACCUCAGGCAGCUGAAGUCCCUGUGUUUGUAUUUCGCCAAACUCGCUGAUUUUGGUCCCAAGCCCCUCUGA